UCUACUUUUUCUCCUUGCUUUCUAGAUAUUUUUUUUUCAACUUUGGAAAGAAAAAAGCUUUUGAGCUGGAAUCCCUCAAAUAACCUCAAAGAUGAAGGCAGCAGAUGAGCCUGCCUACCUGACAGUGGGGACUGACGUCAGUGCCAAGUACCGGGGUGCCUUCUGCGAGGCAAAAAUUAAGACGGUAAAAAGAUUGGUGAAAGUUAAGGUGAUCUUAAAGCAAGAUAAUUCAACACAGUUAGUGCAAGAUGACCAAGUGAAAGGACCUUUAAGGGCCGGUGCAAUUGUUGAAACCAAGAUGCCUGAUGGAUCCUUUCAAGAAGCCACCAUCAGUAAACUGACAGAUGCCAGCUGGUAUACUGUAGUUUUUGAUGAUGGUGAUGAGAGGACAUUGAGAAGGACGUCGUUGUGUUUGAAGGGAGAGCGGCACUUUGCCGAAAGUGAGACACUUGACCAACUGCCACUCACAAACCCAGAGCACUUUGGAACGCCAGUGAUUGGGAAGAAAUCUAACCGAGGAAGGAGAUCUUCUCUUCCUGUCAAUGAAGAUGAAAAAGAGGAAGAAAGUAGUGAGGAGGAGGAGGAUGACAAGAGACGGCUUAAUGAUGAAUUGCUUGGUAAAGUUGUCAGUGUGACCUCCAGUUCCGGAGAGGCAGAGUGGUAUCCAGCUUUGGUCUUAUCUCCCAGCUGCAGUGAUGAUGUUUCAGUGAAAAAGGACCAGUGUUUAGUUCGAUCUUUUGCAGAUUCCAAAUUUUGUUCAGUAGCAAGAAAGGAUAUUGAAGAAUUAGACAUCCUAAACAUUACAAAAUCUGAGUUGUCUACUAGAAAAGGGUUACAAGAGGCGAGCUCCUUCUUCAGUCUGAGAGUUAUACCUGCUAACUGGAAGAUGGAUAUGCGUGAAAUCUUGGAAUCCUCCAGCAGUGAUGAAGAAGAUGGAGCAGAGGCUGGAAGUGAUGAUGAAGAGGAAGAAAAAGGAGAACAUAAGGAGGAGGAAGUAGUGCCUGAGGAAGAGCUUGAUCCUGAAGAGAGGGACAAUUUCCUCCAACAGCUUUACAAGUUUAUGGAAGACAGAGGAACUCCUAUCAAUAAACCUCCUGUUCUGGGCUAUAAGGAUCUUAACCUCUUCAAACUUUUCAGACUGGUAUAUCAGCAGGGCGGGUGUGACAAUAUUGACAGUGGAGCUGUAUGGAAGCAAAUUUAUAUGGACCUUGGCAUUCCUAUUUUGAACUCGGCUGCUUCCUACAAUGUAAAAACCGCUUAUAGAAAGUAUCUUUAUGGUUUUGAAGAAUACUGCCGUUCUGCGAACAUUCAGUUUAGAACCAUCCACCACAAUGAACCAAAAAUAAUAGAAGUGCUCCAGAAACAGGAAGAGCCAAUGGAGGAAAGUGUAAAAGAAGAGCCAGAGAUGUCCCCCAUAGAGGUUCAGAAUGAGGUGGAAGAAAAUGACUGUAGCAGUGAGAGCGAAAAGGAAGAAAUUGAACAGAUGUCUCCAAGGGGACGAAGGAGACUUGUCCGAGAUGUCGCUGCGGCUAAAAAAGAAGGCGAAGAUGAUAAAAUGCAGGACAAACUAAAAGACAGCAACAAGGAGAACAAAGACAUAGAAGAAACGCCCAAUAAUGCGGAAAAGGGGGAAAAUGAAACGGCACUUGGAAGCAGAAAGACCACACCAAAGCAAAAGGAAAAGAAAGCAAAACAGGAAGAAGAAUCGGACAGGGAGUCAGAUGAAGAAGAGGAGAGGAGGGAAGAGCUUGAAAACCAGGGAGACUCGGAAGGAGAAGAAGGCGAGGAAGACGCAGAGCCUUGUCUAACAGGAACCAAAGUGAAAGUAAAAUACGGCCGUGGGAAAACGCAGAAAAUUUACGAAGCCAGUAUUAAAAGUACAGAAAAUGAUGAUGGGGAGCUUUUAUAUUUGGUGCAUUACUAUGGCUGGAAUGUCAGAUAUGAUGAAUGGGUGAAAGCGGAUAGGAUUAUUUGGCCAGCAGAGAAAGGAGGGCCAAAGAAGAAGCAAAAGAAAAAGGCAAAAAGUAAAGAAGACUGUGAAAAAGAUGAAAAGAGAGAAGAGGAUAAACAAAAGGCCAAACGUGGACGCCCUCCUCUGAAAUCCACUCUCCUAUCAAACCUGUCCUGCAGUCUGUCCAAAUCUCCUAACAGCGAAAGUAAACCCGGAAUCCGAAGUGCACGCAGCUCCCUGCCAGAUUGUUCACCCUUGCCUAAUGGGACGGAAGGGAUGCCUCGCAGGCAAACAAGACGUAGCUCAGGGAUGUUAGAUUCUGACAGAGGGUCAAACGACUCCAUUUCAUCCGACAGUGAUGCAGAUGAAGCUUCUGAAAAGAAUAUGAAUGAAGACUUCUUUCUGGCCAAUUCCGAACUGGAAAAAGAUGAGAAACUAACAGUUGAUAAUCCUGUCGAAGAGAUCCCGAAGAUCUCACAUGUGCUGAAAGAGAACGACAGGAAUCAAGUCCACCCUUUAGAAGUGUUGAAACUAGAAGUUGAGGAGAGUGAACAAGUAGUGCAGAGUUUUGGAAACAAAAGUGACCAGGUAGAAGACAUCAAGAGAGAGAUGGAAAAAUCACCUAAAGGGAAAGGACGAAGGAACAGAACAAGAGACUCUUCCCUAGAGAAUGUAAAGAUAGCACAGUUAAACCAGGAAGAGGCAACAGGUGAACAUCUCACAGACACUGAAAGAAUAGAUACAUCUUCCUUGGACAGUAAAGGGUUGAGCACCGCUUCUGAGAAUGAAACAGAUCUUUGUGCAAAAGAUAAGAAGCUUUUGAAAAGGAAAACAGCGGAACAACCAUCACCUGAUAAACGGAUGCGAUUGGAGAGUGAGAUGGAUGUGCCAAAUAUUAUGACUGAGGGGAGGACAAAUGAAUGUUCUGGGACAGUAGAAUGUAAGAAUUUCAGUGGUGAUGACGCCCUCCGGAAUGAGAACGAGGAAAUGCCAUCUUUAGUGGCAGAAUCAGAUCAACGCCUUCAAGUUCGGGGAGGCGAGCAUUUUGAUUGUUCUUCUGAGGGAAGCCAUAACCCCCCGCUGAAAGACGAAGAUGAUUCCAUGCCUCAGAUUGGGCCUGAAACUCUCCUUUGCCACGAAGUGGACUUGGAUGAUCUUGACGAAAAGGACAAGAGCGAGUCUGAAGACCUGGCAGCAGAAAAACAAGACACCAGUAGUCCCACUUCAAACCCACCUGCCUUACCUCCUGUGGUCCAGCCGAACUUCUCUGUGGCCUCUCCUCUAACCCUCGGCCAGGACGAGUCGCGGAGCAUAAAGAGUGAAAGUGACGCCACCAUCGAAGUGGACAGUGUGGCUGAGGAGUCUCAAGAAGGCCUCUGCGAGAGCGGUUCUCCCAACGGGUUUGAGGCCUGCACCACUUCAAGCAAUUGUAGCACAGCUGUUCCAGAAAGGGAGAUUGGAGAGAAGGGUCAAAAACGGCCGGGGGACAACAAUAGCAGCUCACUGACAAAGAAGCAAAAGCGUACCCCAAAACGAGCAAGCACUGUAGCCAAAAAUGAGAAAAAUGGGACAGGACAAAGCAGCGACAGCGAAGACCUUCCUGCCCUAGACAGCUCAAGCAAAUGUACUCCAGUAAAACACAUCGGCAUGUCAAAGCCACAGAAGCUCACCCGAUCGCCUGCGAGAGUGAUCUCCCCUAAUAUCAAAGAGGGGGAUAAGGACAAGCAGAGGGACAAGAACCAUCAGAACAUUUCUCCAAGAGUAUACAAAUGGAGUGUUCAACUCAAUGAAUUGGACAACAUGAGCAGCACAGAGAGGAUCUCCUUUCUACAAGAAAAACUUCAGGAAAUCAGGAAAUAUUAUAUGUCUCUGAAGUCUGAAGUAGCCACCAUAGACAGGAGAAGAAAAAGAUUGAAAAAGAAAGACCGGGAAGUUUCCCACACAGGCGCUUCCAUGUCCUCUGCCUCUUCAGACACUGGAAUGAGCCCCUCAUCAUCCUCUCCUCCACAGAACGUGCUUGCUGUUGAAUGCAGGUGAUACUGGUCUCCUCUGCCUUGUGCAGCAACGUUGCUGUCAUGGACAGAACUCCUGAAAUACCAUAGAAAGCACUCAACUGGUUUGACAUUGCCAAGUAUAUUCUGUAUACUCUUCCACUGCUGGACCGUGUCUGUCUCUUCUCCUCCUGCGCCCCCUCCUUCCAUUUUGUCAUUGUGGAUUU
Molecule: messenger RNA, 4169 nt
Organism: Elgaria multicarinata webbii
Lineage: Eukaryota; Metazoa; Chordata; Lepidosauria; Squamata; Anguidae
Gene: ARID4A
Product: AT-rich interaction domain 4A
Exons: 24
Coding region: 92-3988 (1298 amino acids)
Biological process (GO): regulation of transcription by RNA polymerase II
Cellular component (GO): nucleus
Molecular function (GO): transcription cis-regulatory region binding
Source: RefSeq, a predicted model, not a curated record